This is a messenger RNA of Zeugodacus cucurbitae (melon fly), 1789 nucleotides long. RefSeq names its product ornithine aminotransferase, mitochondrial (gene Oat). Gene Ontology annotation, cellular component: cytoplasm. The record is from RefSeq and is a predicted model, not a curated record. Gene Ontology annotation, molecular function: L-ornithine transaminase activity; identical protein binding; pyridoxal phosphate binding. Lineage: Eukaryota; Metazoa; Arthropoda; Insecta; Diptera; Tephritidae. The transcript has 6 exons. Bases 175 to 1458 code for a protein of 427 amino acids.
AGUGCAGAGCGAUAAGCGAAUAUUCAAAAGCUGAUCCGAUUCAGUCAUAUGGUAGAAGCGCUGGCGCAAAGUACUAUAGCGGAACUUGGAAAAAUUAUAAUAAUAUACACAGAUACACACGAAAAUCAACGCAAUUUCUUCAUUUGUUAGACAAGCAUUUUCAUUGCAUACAAUAUGUUCUCCAAAUUAACCACGAACAUGGCAGUGCGCUACAUGAGCGCCCAACAACAAAAGCUCCAGCAGACCGCUCAAAAAGUCACAUCACAGCAAGUUUUUGACCGUGAAAACAAAUACGGCGCACACAAUUAUCACCCCCUACCGGUGGCUUUGACACGUGGCGAGGGUAUUUUCGUCUGGGAUGUGGAGGGUAAACGUUAUUUCGACUUUUUAAGUGCCUAUUCGGCUGUCAAUCAAGGCCAUUGUCAUCCAAAAAUCGUAAAUACUCUAACAGAACAAGCGAAGAAGUUAACGCUGACAUCCAGAGCCUUCUACUCAGAUGUACUUGGCGAAUAUGAAGAAUACAUAACAAGACUCUUCAAUUAUGACAAAGUAUUGCCAAUGAACACAGGUGUCGAAGGUGGAGAAACCGCUUGCAAAAUCGCACGUGCCUGGGCAUACAUGAAGAAACAAGUGCCAGACAACCAAGCUAAGAUACUCUUUGCUGAGAAUAAUUUCUGGGGACGCACUUUGUCUGCUAUUUCAGCAUCAACAGAUCCAUUGAGUUAUGAAAACUUUGGACCUUAUAUGCCAGGUUUCGAAAUUGUCAAAUACAACAAUACAGAAGCUUUAGAGAAAGCGCUACAAGAUCCCAAUGUUUGUGCAUUCAUGGUUGAACCCAUACAAGGUGAAGCCGGUGUGGUCGUACCCGAUGCUGGUUAUUUGAAGAAAGUACGUGAGCUCUGCACAAAAUAUAAUGUACUAUGGAUUGCCGAUGAAGUGCAAACAGGGCUGGCGCGUACCGGACGCAUGCUAGCCGUCGAUUACGAAGAUGUUAAACCCGACAUCUUGAUUUUGGGUAAAGCACUAUCGGGUGGUCUAUAUCCCGUCUCAGCUGUUUUGGCUGAUGAACCAGUCAUGGAAUGCAUACAACCCGGUCGUCAUGGCUCAACAUACGGUGGCAAUCCUUUGGGUUGCAAAGUAGCGAUCACCGCCUUAGAAGUGCUGCUGGAAGAGCGUCUGGCGGAGAACGCCGAAAAAAUGGGAAAUUUACUGCGCAGCGAACUCAACACACUGCCGAAGGAUAUUGUGAGCAUCGUGCGCGGCAAAGGUCUGCUCAAUGCUAUCGUUAUAAACAAAAAAUUCGAUGCUUGGGAAAUAUGUCUGAAAUUGCGUGAUAAUGGGCUACUUGCCAAGCCCACACAUGGCGACAUCAUUCGCUUCGCACCACCACUGGUCAUUACCGAAGAACAGACACGUGAGUGCGCCGAAAUCAUCAAGAAGACAAUACUGAACUUUUAAGUAGCUCUCGAGAAGAUUUCUUCAAAUGCGGUUUCUAUAAAGGCGGCCGAAAUUUUAGUUUUGUAAGCGCAGCAUUUAUGGCACGUGAAUGUGUGAGAUUUAGUGGAUUCUAUUAAGAUUUAGUUUAAUUAUUUAAUUGUUAAAAAACAACUUUUUUCUAUUUGCUCCAUUGCUUUGAAAGCUCAACUUAGUGUAAGGUGUCAUGUUAAACGCCAAAUGUAAUUAAAUGAAAUUUAAAGCAAAUAUUUGAAAUAUCUCAUGUUGUGAAAUACAGACUGCUCAACCUUUUUCGCGCUUCAAUAAAUAUAUAAAACACUAAGUAAAGAAAAAA